AUGUCUAAAACACGAAAAAAAUGGUUACCGGAAUUAUGCUCAUCAGCAACACUUGCUCCCAAAGCAGUUGUUUCACAACACUGUGGACUUUGGGGUGCAUCUUUGAUACGUGCUCGUCAUACUUUAGUUAAUAUUUUUAAACCGAUGCUUAUACCAUCAAUAGUUCAGAAUUAUCACAUUAAUGAAGAUCAGAAAUUUCUAAACGAUUAUGUUAAAGACCACGUUAGAAAUCAUUCUUUAAUAUUUGAUAGUUAUUUUUGUGAAAUUCUUGGUGGUCAACCAUUUCUUUCUCAAAGACCGAUUGAUGGUUGUUAUCUGGGUUGCAUAAGACCUUGUUGUAACAAUGCAAAGAAUGUUCAUUUUCGUGAACGUAAAAUACCUUGUCCGAUCGAAUGUAGACCGAAAGAUCAUCUAGAUUGGAUCUAUUGCUAA
This is a messenger RNA of Rotaria sp. Silwood2, 432 nucleotides long. NCBI's taxonomy places the organism in Eukaryota, Metazoa, Rotifera, Eurotatoria, Philodinida, Philodinidae. The record is from the annotation of a GenBank genome assembly.